Messenger RNA from Linum trigynum, 2431 nucleotides. The record is from the annotation of a GenBank genome assembly. NCBI's taxonomy places the organism in Eukaryota, Viridiplantae, Streptophyta, Magnoliopsida, Malpighiales, Linaceae.
UCUCAUGCACCUGAUCCUUCCAGUUAUCGGCGUCUUGUGGGUCGGCUCCUCUACCUCACCGUCACUCGUCCUGACAUUCAGUACGCUGUUCACAUCUUAAGUCAGGCGGUUCAUGCUCCCACCCAGGCCCAUGUUGCUGCCUCUGUUCGUGUUCACCGCUAUCUCAAGCAGUCUCCUGGCCGAGGUCUUUUCUUCCCGGCCGCCACCCCGUUACCUCUUAUCGCCUACUGUGAUGCUGACUGGGCUGGAUGCCCCACUUCUCGGCGUUCUACUACCGGUUGUUUCAUUCGUCUUGGCGGUGCUCCCGUCUCCUGGCGCACCAAGAAACAGUCCGGUGUUGCCAGAUCUUCCGCCGAGGCUGAAUAUCGUGCUAUGGCUACCAUUGUCAGUGAGGUUGUUUGAUUGCGGUGGGCCGGUGGCUACUGUUCGAGCUUUGCGUCCCCACGACUGAGGCGACUCCUCUCUACUGUGAUAAUCAGGCCGCGUUCCACAUUUCGGCUAAUCCUGUUUUUCAUGAGCGAAUUAAACACGUGGAAAUGGAUUGCUACUUUGUUCGCGAGUGUGUUCUUUCCUCUUGAUAUUGUGCCUCGCAAGAUCUCCACGUCUGAUCAACCCGCGGAUUUGCUCACUGAAGGCUUGAGUAUCGACCAGUUUCAGCAUCUUCUCUUCAAGCUUGGCAUGCUUGAUAUCCAUGCUCCCGCUUGAGGGGGAGUAUUACGGUUACUUACGUUUCUUGGUGUCCAAGUAACCGUGUUAGUUUUGUACUAUGUUUACUUGUCCUUGUUUACCUAUUAUUGUUCGUCAAAGUCUCUCUAUAUAUAGCUUAGCCGAGUCUUAUGUCAAGGCAAGCUAGCAGCAUUAGUCAUCAAAUAAACCAGUAGUCGUGAGCUCCUUCGAGCUCACCGUGGAUUAGUCCUGUUCACAUCGAAUAGGGAUACCACGUAAAAUUCUUAUGUUCUGUGCUCAUUAAAUUCCGCAUCGUGUUAAUUUCUUCAUGCAUACUAAUCAGAGUGACAUGUUUUAUUAGUCACUGAACUGGAUAGUUUUUUUUUUUGUCCGUAAUAGUAAUUCAUAUCAUUCAAACUCAUUAAUAGUCAAUAUCGUAGGUUAAGUUUGGUUUGAUUUCCCGUACGUGGGCUACUUGUUUUUUUAGGUCUGAUUGGGACUUGCUUACCAACUACCGAACAAAAAGUGGGAAAUCUUGGUUAGCUUACCUCACAACAUUAUUAAAUUUCUGUGUGUGAAUUGGUUAAUUUUGGAUUAUUUAGUAUUUAUCAGUUGACAAAUCUAUGUUGCUGACUACUUCCAUGGAUUUGAAUUGCGUUUUAUAUGAUUAAAAAGCGUUCAUUUUCACACCAUUUUCAUCUACUCCGCAAUUUGAUUUUGAUUAAAAUUGAAGAGCUCUCAUACUUAACACUCAGUAAGAAGUAAAGGGUUUGCAGGACUUGGAGAUCAAGACAUGGGAGUAGCAAAGUAGCAAUACAAGCAAGUCGUUCAUUAAUAUUAUUUGGAACUUCUCUACAUGAAUAAAUGUGAUUUUAAUGUGCCAUAAUUAGAUAUUUCGGGGAGUUUGUGAUGAUGUUCUAGUAUGUUCUAGGGGUCGUUUGGAUGAGGAAUUCUAAUGGAUCAAUCUGACACAAUUGUCUCGUUUUGAGUCAAUUGUGCUAGAUUGAUCCGUUUGGCAGCAGAAAAUUUGGAUGAAGCAAUUUGCGCUGGGGAAUUCUGAAUUGACUCAUUUUGAACCAAUUACAAUUGUCUGGGGUGGGGGCAGGUAAUCUGAAUUGACUCGUUUUAAAUGACUCGUUUUGUAAAAUAAAACAAUUGGUCAAAUUAUCUCGUUUUAUAAUUGAUCCAUCCAAAGAUUCCAAACUAACCCUAGUAUGCAUUGUGAUGGUUUGUAAACAUCCACAAUGAACUUUGUGAUGGCAUAAGAUUUACUUACAUAAUAUAUAGUCAAGUGGGGUGUAUUCAUUUCAUUUCAUAUCGCUUUUUCUUCAGUUUCAGCGCCGCUCGUGCAGCUGCUUAGUUUAGACGCAUUCUUCAUUAGGAGACAAGUUUGCCUCUAAAUAAAGAGCUUUCAAAAGCUAAAAAGGAGCUUUUGCUUUAGGCAAAGUCUAAUUGCACAACUGCACAUGCAUCUUCAUUACUCGGAGUCUCGGCUCCUAGACAACAGAAGAGACGUUUGACAAAUCCAAUCCCCGGCGGCCAUAUCAAAUCUAAUCUCAUCCUACGUCAGUCUGAUAAAUUAUUGGAAAAGGGUCCAACCCACUACCCACCUAAAAGUGACAACUGCCACGUUGUUUCUUCUAUUGGCAGAACGAUCGCCGCCGCUUGUACAGUUGGGAUGGUGGCCGGCGACGAAAGAUCGACAAUGCUAACUUCUUGAUACCGUCUAGAGCAGAUCCAAAUGUAAUAAGUAUGCUAAUCCGAC